AUGAUCCAUGCCCAAAAAUUUACCGUAUUCCGACCUUUAGCAGGAAAUUCACAUUUGCCAACUUCACUCAAAUCACCCAUAAUGUUUCUUCUCCGCCGCACCGCUGUUCGCGCCAUCACCGCGUCGCCUUCGAAGGCGUACCUUGCGAAGCCCCGAUCAAUCAACACCAUAACACCUUCGGCUUUCCGUCUGAGACAACAGCAAUGGUCAAUAUCGUCCUUCCAGCGACGAUUCGCUAGCGAUGAAGCCACAAAGACGGAGGCUGCUGCGGCCGACACCCCCGAGAACUUUGCGCAGACGGCAGCUGAGGCACCCAUCGAGGAGAACUUGACACCAGCGCAGCAACAAGUGCAAGCCGAGCCCACUGACGAAUCUGCUACUGUUGGCCCGGAUGCGUUGGAAUCUGCCGCUGAGCACGCACAGAAAAGCCAGAGCGGAGAGAGGAAGCCACGGACCCCCAGAACUCCCAGGAACACCACACCGAACAAGAUGCUAUACAUUGGCAACCUCUACUACGAAGUCACCGCAGAGCAGCUGAAGCGCGUCUUCUCCAAGUUCGGUGAUGUCGAGAGCACCAAGAUUGUCUACGACAACCGGGGUCUAAGCAGAGGUUUCGGAUAUGUUGAAUUCAAGAACAUCCCAGACGCACAAGCUGCCAUUGACAACCUUGACAUGCAGGUCUUCGAAGGCCGUAACCUCGUCGUCCAGUUCCACGAGCCCAAGCCCAACUCCAGGACCCGUAACACCAACACCAACAGCUUUGAGUCUAACCCUCCCUCCAGGACACUGUUCAUUGGCAACAUGUCUUUCGAGAUGUCAGACAAGGACCUCAAUGACCUCUUCCGCGAUAUUCGCAAUGUCAUGGAUGUCCGUGUCGCCAUUGACAGGAGGACCGGUCAGCCCAGAGGCUUUGCUCAUGCCGACUUUAUCGAUGUUGCUAGCGCCACCAAGGCUAGAGAAGUCUUGAUGGAGAAGACCAUCUACGGCAGGCAACUCCGCGUCGAUUUCAGCAAGUCUGGCACGGAGCAACAACGCAACAAGCGCUCCGACUCUACCCAGGAAUAA
Molecule: messenger RNA, 1065 nt
Organism: Alternaria atra
Lineage: Eukaryota; Fungi; Ascomycota; Dothideomycetes; Pleosporales; Pleosporaceae
Exons: 3
Coding region: 1-1065 (354 amino acids)
Molecular function (GO): RNA binding
Source: RefSeq, a predicted model, not a curated record